GAGGCCGCCCGCUACCUGGAGACGUUCAAAGCCUAUGAGCAGAAGCCCCCCGACCUGCUCCGGGGGAGCGUGGACCAGGAUUUCCUCUCCCGGAUGACCGAUUGCUUGACCAGCGUCAAAUCCGUGAACAAGACGGACGCGCUGAGCCUGCUCCGCACCUUCGGGUCGCUGGCAGCCGUGGUGGCCGCCUCCCGGGAGGAUUUGUCCCUUUGUCCCGGCGUCGGACCCCAGAAGGCCAAGCGGCUCUUCGACGUCCUGCACGAGCCCUUCCUCAAGGUCCCCAAAUGA
Molecule: messenger RNA, 288 nt
Organism: Pterocles gutturalis (yellow-throated sandgrouse)
Lineage: Eukaryota; Metazoa; Chordata; Aves; Pterocliformes; Pteroclidae
Gene: ERCC1
Product: excision repair cross-complementation group 1
Exons: 4
Biological process (GO): meiotic mismatch repair; mitotic recombination; UV-damage excision repair
Cellular component (GO): ERCC4-ERCC1 complex; nucleus; nucleotide-excision repair factor 1 complex
Molecular function (GO): damaged DNA binding; single-stranded DNA binding
Source: RefSeq, a predicted model, not a curated record